Messenger RNA from Lethenteron reissneri (Far Eastern brook lamprey), 593 nucleotides. Its product is annotated as colorectal mutant cancer protein-like. Lineage: Eukaryota; Metazoa; Chordata; Hyperoartia; Petromyzontiformes; Petromyzontidae. The record is from RefSeq and is a predicted model, not a curated record.
AGUGCGCUGACUGCUGCUGUUGUUACUGCUGCUGCUGCUGUUGUUGUUGGGAUGGGGCUGUAGUAGAACAACAACAACAACAACAACAGUGUUGUGUGGUGGUGGUGGUGGUGGAGCUACUGCUGUUGGAGCUUACAGGGAGGAGGUUCUGCGUGCUUGGAGGUUGAAUCCUCGCCGUUUCAUUCGUCUUUAAGAAGCUUUCGAGAGCCUCGUUUGUUCAUCAUCAUCAUCACACGGUGGAUAUACCCAGCGCUGCAUGAGAGCGCGAGCCCGCCUGCCUCAUGCGUGAGAACGAGGAGCUGCGGGAGAAGGCGACCCUCCGCUACGAGGAGCGCAUCACCGAGCUGCACAGCGUCAUCGCCGAGCUCAACAAGAAGAUCGACCGGCUGCAGGGGUCAACCAUUCGCGAGGAGGAUGAGUACCUGGAGCAGGAGUCGGAGCUCAGCGCGAGCCAGGCGGACGGUCUGGACGACUCGCAGAGCCUGGAGCAGGAGGAGACGCCGUCGCUGCCCGAGAACCAGUCCACGAUGGUGGCGGCCGAUGCCGUCGCCGUGCCGCUCGACAAUCUCCGUCCGCUCACGGGUCCUCGAUGA